GCGGCGGGGCCCGCGCUCUUUAACUUCCGGUGGCGGCGGUGGCGGCGGCGGCGGCGGCGGAGCUGACGCAGAGACUGGUGGCCUCGGGGCGCGAUGCCGUACGCUAACCAGCCCACCGUGCGGAUCACGGAGCUCACUGACGAGAACGUCAAGUUCAUCAUUGAGAAUACGGACCUGGCGGUGGCCAAUUCUAUUCGGAGGGUUUUCAUUGCUGAGGUACCCAUAAUAGCUAUUGACUGGGUUCAAAUUGAUGCCAAUUCUUCAGUCCUUCACGAUGAGUUCAUCGCUCACAGACUUGGAUUAAUUCCACUCAUCAGUGAUGACAUCGUGGACAAGCUACAGUACUCUCGGGACUGCACAUGUGAGGAGUUCUGCCCUGAGUGCUCGGUGGAGUUCACCCUUGACGUGAGGUGCAAUGAAGACCAGACUCGUCAUGUCACAUCUCGAGACCUUGUCUCCAACCACCAUCGGGUCAUUCCGGUGACUUCUCGGAGCCGAGAUAAUGACCCCAAUGACUAUGUGGAACAGGAUGACAUCCUCAUCGUCAAGUUGAGAAAGGGCCAGGAGUUGAGACUUAGAGCCUAUGCCAAAAAAGGUUUUGGCAAAGAACAUGCCAAGUGGAACCCUACUGCAGGGGUGGCUUUUGAAUACGAUCCAGACAAUGCUCUGAGGCACACAGUGUACCCCAAGCCCGAGGAAUGGCCAAAGAGUGAGUACUCGGAGCUGGAUGAGGAUGAGUCACAGGCUCCCUAUGACCCCAACGGCAAGCCAGAGAGGUUUUACUACAAUGUGGAGUCUUGUGGCUCUUUGCGCCCUGAGACCAUCGUCCUCUCAGCUCUCUCUGGCCUGAAGAAGAAACUGAGUGAUUUACAGACUCAAUUAAGCCACGAGAUCCAGAGUGAUGUACUAACCAUAAACUAGCUGCAGCCAGUGUGGGGCUUCAGAUCUCUCUCGGGACUUCUAGUUUCUGAGACCUAGACUGCUAUUGCACAAGCUUCUUGGCAGGGCAUCAGUACCAGCUAGAAGGGGGUCACAGAUAGAUUACUAGGGAUGCCACUGCUACUCAGGCAGGACAGUUUUUUAUUUGCUGAUUGCCAACAGUGCUCGCCAGAAUGCAGCCUGUCCUGUUUCCUAAUGCGCCUGUUGGGCCAUGCUGCUUCCCUAUUGAGAGCUGCAGCGCUGGACUUCUCUCCUGGUCAUUCCAUCUCUUUACUUUAAACCCUUUUUUCCCAAAAGAAAUGUUCACAGUUGUACCUUAGGUUUCUCAUGUUAGGGCCAAGUAUGAGGACCCUCAUUUUGGGGGCCUAUAAGCCCUUCUCAUCCUUUCCCCAAGGCCAGCCUAUUGGCACAAUUAGUUACUUAAUUUGAGAGGUAACUGUUUGAGAACAGCAUUAGACCCUGGCUAUUGCUCCCCCACCCAAUAAACACGGUAUUUCAUUCUCUACCCAGCAGUUAUGAACUCCUUCACUGUCAGUUAGUCUUCAUAGCCUGAUCAUUUAGUUAAACCAGGGCAGGGCACCCCCCUCCCUCAUGUACAGUAUUUCCUUUCUCCAUAUGAAGGUUCUGGCCCUGACCCCUCAGCACUGUCUCCAGCUGGGAACAGACCCAAAGCAGUUAAUUAGGCAGCCUAGAGAAAACCAGAGAUCCAGUAGAGAAAGGAAGGGAUAUUUAUUAACAGUAGUUGUCUUUUUAAACGUGUUUAUUUUUGGCAAUAAAGAGCACAACAUAA
This is a messenger RNA of Otolemur garnettii (small-eared galago), 1729 nucleotides long. RefSeq names its product RNA polymerase II subunit C (gene POLR2C). Gene Ontology annotation, biological process: DNA-templated transcription. The transcript is spliced from 9 exons. The coding region runs from base 94 to 921 and encodes 275 amino acids. Lineage: Eukaryota; Metazoa; Chordata; Mammalia; Primates; Galagidae. The record is from RefSeq and is a predicted model, not a curated record. Gene Ontology annotation, cellular component: RNA polymerase II, core complex. Gene Ontology annotation, molecular function: DNA-directed RNA polymerase activity; protein dimerization activity; DNA binding.